Meriones unguiculatus (Mongolian gerbil) is the source of this 7232-nucleotide messenger RNA. It is a transcript of the gene Atp10b, whose product is annotated as ATPase phospholipid transporting 10B (putative). NCBI's taxonomy places the organism in Eukaryota, Metazoa, Chordata, Mammalia, Rodentia, Muridae. Gene Ontology annotation, molecular function: magnesium ion binding; ATP binding; ATPase-coupled intramembrane lipid carrier activity. Bases 472 to 4875 code for a protein of 1467 amino acids. The record is from RefSeq and is a predicted model, not a curated record. Gene Ontology annotation, cellular component: plasma membrane. The transcript is spliced from 25 exons. Gene Ontology annotation, biological process: phospholipid translocation.
UCUGCAGGAGGCCACAGGAGACCAAAGGAAAUCAGGAAGGGUGAAUUGUGCUCAGCUGUAUAAAACUGAAGGCCAAACUUAAGAGAAGCAGUUGGGGCUGUUUUGCCCCAACGAGAAACUUACAAAGGAAGUUCUCCCUGCCACGCCCAUUUGAUGGCAUACCUGGGGGUGAUACCAGGUCCUGUUUCCUGAUGUCCCAGCAGAAUAAAGAAUGACAAAGAGUGCUGACAUCUGCCAUAGCCUGGAUCUUGCUGUGCCUAGGAGGGAAAAGACCCCAAAAGACCACCACCAGGAGUCGAGUCCAUUGCAGAACACAUGAGGAUCUUUUUAUUACAAGCUGCAUCUUGGGCUCACACUCAUUGCUGAAGCCCCAUGCUCAGCUUCACAGUGGCACGAAGAUCAUGACUGACUAGAGAAACUUGUUCCAGUGAAAGCAAAAGUCUGAAUUACCAUUGUCACCUGAUUCUGGAAAUGACUUUCUCCUUGAAUUUUUCUUGGCUCCGGUGGAAAUGGCCAACCCAAAAUGCCUUCCCCGAGUCCCCUUCAGAAACCACACCCCUGCUUUCUCCAGAGAUAGAGAGGCAGAGCUACAACCCAACGGAGCAGCGGGUGGUGUACCCCAACAACAGCAUGUGUCACCAAGACUGGAAGAAGGUCUCCAGAAGGUACCCAGGCAACAGCAUCUGUACAACCAAGUACACCCUCCUCACCUUCCUGCCCCAGAAUCUCUUUGAGCAGUUCCAUAGGUGGGCCAACCUCUACUUUCUGUUCCUGGUGAUUCUGAACUGGAUGCCCUCCAUGGAAGUCUUCCACAGAGAGAUUACCAUGUUACCAUUGGCCAUUGUCCUGUUUAUCAUCAUGGUCAAAGAUGGCACGGAAGACUUCAAGAGAUACCGCUUUGAUAGAGAGAUGAACAGCGCCACCAUCCACAUAUAUGAAAGAAAAGAGCAAAGCUACAUGCAGAAGCGCUGGCAGGAUGUGCGUGUGGGAGACUUUGUCCAGAUGCGGUGCAAUGAGAUUGUCCCAGCCGACAUCCUCCUCCUCUUCUCCUCAGACCCCAGUGGGGUCUGCCACCUGGAAACUGCCAACUUGGAUGGGGAGACCAACCUCAAGCAAAGGCGUGUUGUGAAGGGCUUCUCACAGCAGGAGGUGCAGUUCCAACCCGAGCAUUUCCACAGUACCAUUGUGUGUGAGAAGCCCAACAACCACCUCAGCAAGUUUAAGGGUUAUAUGGAGCAUCCUGACCAGACCAGGACUGGCUUUGGCAGCGAGAGUCUUCUGCUCCGAGGUUGUACCAUCCGAAACACUGAGGUGGCAGCUGGCAUUGUCAUCUACGCAGGCCAUGAGACAAAAGCCAUGCUGAACAACAGUGGCCCCCGCUACAAACGCAGCAAAAUUGAGCGGCGCAUCAACACAGACAUCUUCUUCUGCAUCGGCCUUCUCUUCUUCAUGUGCCUCAUUGGAGCUAUAGGCCACAGCCUCUGGAAUGGUACCUUUAAAGAGCAUCCACCCUUUGAUGUGCCAGAUGCUGAUGGGAACUUCCUUUCUAUUGCCCUUGGAGGCUUCUACAUGUUCCUCACAAUGAUCAUUCUGUUCCAGGUGUUGAUCCCGAUCUCCUUGUAUGUGUCCAUUGAGCUGGUAAAGCUUGGGCAAGUCUUCCUCCUUCAUAAUGACCUUGACUUAUAUGAUGAAGAAACCGAUUUGUCCAUUCAGUGUCGAGCCCUCAACAUUACAGAGGACCUGGGCCAAAUCCAGUACAUCUUCUCUGACAAGACGGGGACCCUGACAGAAAACAAGAUGGUGUUCCGGCGUUGCACCAUUGUGGGCAGCGAAUAUUGUCACCAAGAAAAUGCCAAGCGACUGGAGAUGUCAAAGGAGCUGGAUUCAGAUGGUGAGGAGUGGACGCAAUACCAAUGUCUGUCCUUCCCACCUAGAUGGGCCCAGGGAACAGCAACGAUGAGAAGCCAAGGAGGUGCCCAGCCUCUGAGGAGGUGCCAGAGUGCCCGGGUCCCUAUCCAGAGCCACUCCCGACAAAGGUCUGUGGGGCGCUGGGAAACCUCACAGCCUCCUGUGGCCUUCAGCAGCUCAAUAGAGAAAGAUGUGACUCCUGAUAAGAACCUCCUGAGCAAGGUGAGAGAUGCUGCCCUUUGGCUCGAGACCUCUGAUACCAGACCUGCCAGGCCUUCUCAUUCCACCACUGCCUCCAUUGCUGACUUCUUCCUUGCCCUAACCAUCUGCAACUCUGUCAUGGUGUCCACAACCACUGAGCCCAGAAAGAGGGUUACCACUCCGCCCUCCAGCAAGGCUCUGGGGACAUCCUUGGAGAAGAUUCAGCAGCUCUUCCAGAGGCUGAAACUUUUGAGCCUCAGCCAGUCAUUCUCAUCCACUGCCCCCUCCGACACAGAUCUAGGGGAGAGUCUGGGACCUAGCAUGCCCACCGCAGACUCGGAUGAGAAAGAUGAUGCAUCUGUGUGUAGCGGAGACUGCUCCACUGACGGUGGCUACAGGAGCAGCACGUGGGAGCAGGGUGACAUCCUGGGGUCUGGCUCAGAGGCUUCUCUGGAGGAGGGCCUGGAGGACCCAGCUCUCAGCCUAGAUGGACCUGAGCUGUGCUACGAGGCUGAGAGCCCCGAUGAGGCAGCUCUGGUGCAUGCUGCCCGUGCCUACAGUUUCACCCUAGUGUCUAGGACACCCGAGCAGGUGACUGUGCGUCUGCCACAGGGCAUCUGCCUCACCUUUGACCUCCUCUUCACACUGGGCUUUGACUCUGUCCGGAAGAGAAUGUCAGUGGUGGUGAGGCACCCUCUGACAGGUGAGAUCAUCGUCUACACCAAGGGUGCUGACUCAGUUAUCAUGGACCUGCUAGAAGAUCCAUCCUGUGCAGGUGACAUUGAUGUGGAAAAGAAGCUGAAAAGAAUCCGAGCCCGGACCCAAAAACAUCUGGACUUGUAUGCAAGAGAUGGCCUUCGAACCUUGUGCAUCGCUAAGAAGGUUGUAGAUGAAGAGGACUUCCAGAAGUGGGCCAGUUUCCGGCGUGAAGCUGAGGCAUCCCUUGACAACCGAGAGGAGCUUCUGAUGGAGACAGCCCAGCACCUGGAGAAUCAUCUCACCUUACUCGGAGCCACUGGGAUUGAAGAUAGGCUCCAAGAAGGAGUUCCAGACACCAUCGCCGCACUGCGAGAGGCUGGAAUCCAGCUCUGGGUUUUGACAGGAGAUAAACAGGAGACGGCAGUCAACAUUGCAUAUUCCUGCAAACUGCUGGAUCAGACUGACACUGUGUACUCCAUUAACACAGAGAAUCAGGAAACCUGCGAGUCCAUCCUCAGUUGUGCAUUGGAAGACGUCAAGAGGUUUCAUGAACCACAACAGCCAACCCGAAAGCUCUGUGGGCACCGCAUGUCACCUAUUCACUCAGGGGCUACGGCUCAGGAAGUUGGACUGGUCAUUGAUGGAAAAACAUUGAAUGCCAUUUUCCAGGGAAAGCUGGAAAAUAAGUUCCUGGAGUUGACCCAGUACUGUUGCUCUGUGCUGUGUUGUCGCUCUACCCCACUCCAGAAGAGUAUGAUUGUCAAGCUGGUGCGAGACAAGUUGAACAUCAUGACUCUCUCCAUAGGUGAUGGAGCCAAUGAUGUAAGCAUGAUUCAAGCUGCUGACAUUGGCAUUGGAAUAUCUGGGCAGGAAGGCAUGCAGGCUGUCAUGUCCAGCGACUUUGCCAUUGCCCGCUUCAGCCACCUCAAGAAGCUGCUCCUUGUGCACGGGCAUUGGUGUUACUCACGCCUGGCCAGGAUGGUUGUGUAUUACUUCUACAAGAAUGUGUGCUAUGUCAACCUGCUAUUCUGGUACCAGUUCUUCUGUGGUUUCUCCGGCUCCACCAUGAUCGAUUAUUGGCAGAUGAUAUUCUUCAAUCUCUUCUUCACGUCCUUGCCUCCCAUCAUCUUUGGAAUUCUCGAUAAAGAUGUCUCUGCAGAAACACUCCUGGCAUUGCCUGAAUUAUACAAGAGUGGCCAGAACUCUGAGUGCUACAACCUACCAAUGUUCUGGAUGUCCAUGGCUGAUGCAUUCUACCAGAGUCUCGUCUGUUUCUUUAUUCCUUACCUGACCUAUAGAGGUUCUGAUAUAGAUGUCUUUACUUUUGGAACGCCAAUCAACACCAUCUCCCUCACCACCAUCCUCUUGCACCAGGCAAUGGAAAUGAAGACAUGGACUGUCCUCCAUGGCCUUGUCCUCCUCGGCAGCUUCUUGAUGUACUUCGUGGUUUCCCUAAUAUACAACGCCACCUGUGUCACCUGCAACAGCCCCACCAAUCCCUACUGGGUGAUGGAAAGGCAGCUCUCAGAUCCCACGUUCUACCUCAUCUGCCUCCUCACACCAGUUGUGGCUCUUCUACCAAGGUACUUUCUCCUGUCUCUACAAGGGACGUGUGGAAAGUCUCUAAUCUCGAAAGCUCAGAAAAUUGACAAGCUGCCCAUAGACAAAAGAAACCUAGAGAUCCAGAACUGGAGAAGCAAACAGAGGCCUGUCCCUGCCUCUGCCUCUGCUCCUGCUGCUGCUGGCACUGUCCACACUCAACCCCCAUGCCGCGCAGCACCACCUGAAGCACAGCAGGACUUAAGAACCAGUGCCUCAAAGAGCCCUAGCUCUGCCAGGCAGAAACAUGUGGAAGACUGGAUUCUCCAGGGUCCAAGGAGCAGCAAAGAGCACUCGAGAGAUGACGCAUGCUCAGGAGACACCUUGGCUAAACUCUCGUCUGGGGAAUGCCUUCUGGGCCCAACCAGGACAAUGGCUCCCGCAGCCUAUGCCAGGGGUCAGAAGGAUGUGUCUCGCCACUCAAGCAAAGGCAGCCAUCGCCGGUCUCAGAGUUCACUGACCAUAUGAGGGGGCUAUAGAAAUCAGAGAUGGAUACAAACUCCAGCCCAAUCACUGAGCGAGUGACCAAGUCCCCUUUGUUCUCUAUAAGGGAAUGACUGCCAGUUUUUAUCAAUUCUUCUCACCAGGGUUGACUUCCUUCAGGAAAUGCUGCCCCCAAAGGAUUUGAGGAAAACUGUCAGGCCAGCUGACUACUUGCUUUCUUCUGUUGCCAGGAAGCACAUCUUGAAAACAACAGUCUGGACAGAGAUAAUAUGAUUUUACUGCAUUGUGCUUUCAUAGCCAAAGCAAAUCCUUAUGCCUUUCUAAGUAAGUAAAGACUAUGACCCAGUGUAAGCAGACAGCAAGUAUCCACAGCUCCAACCAGUAUUAUAAACCUUGGGAAUCUAUCAGACAUGGAAGUUACUAGGUUUGUCAAACCAUCACCUCAGGAGUUCAAGUUUCCACACGAGGGCUUCAUUUCACGAUGACGACAAUACCAUCCCUUCUGUGCACAGAGUUGGGUCUGCUUCUUUCCUCUAGUCCAGUGGUUCCCAACCAUCCUAGUGCUGUGACCCUUCAUACAGUUCCUUGUGUUGUGGUAACCCCCAACCCUAAAAUUAUUUUGAUGCUCCUUCAUACCUGUAAUUUUGCUGCUGUUAUGAAUCAUAAAUAUUGGAUAUGCAACCCUCAAGGAGGUGGCGACCCACAGAUUGAAAACCACUGAUCUAAGCCAAAGACAUCUACAUCUAAAGAUGAAAAUGGGAUUUAUAAGUAGUACAGUGGAUACUACCAAAGACUGUAGGGUUACAGCUCAUGUAAGAAACAAGAAUACACAUAUAAAAGUUUUUUCACUAAUGGACCACAUGCCCCACCUUCUAAGGAAUAUUCCAAAGGACACGGCAUUCUCCUCAUCAGACUAUUUUGAAAUAAAAUUCCUCAUCCUCAUUCAACACUUACAAUGGGAAAAAAAAAAUCAGAGAUGAGAGCUUAAUACAGCCUCCCUCAGGAAGAGACCCACAUGACAGAGCAACUAUGAAUGCAAAUGGACAUCUUCAAGCUUCAAACCUACACUAAUCAGCUUAUUCCAGAAUGUCAUGGCCAUCACUGACCCAUGAUUCAGCUAAGUUAAGCAGUCAUGGGGAAAGAAUUACAUCGCGUCCCUAGAAACUUGAAAAUGCUAAAAAUGUUAAAGAACUCAAAGAAGUGUUCCUAUAAAAGGCUGUCAAGAGAAUCUAGAUCUGCUAUGGUCUAUUCCAACUUUUUAAAGAGAAGUCAAGCAGUGUUCUUUGCCGCAGUCUCCCCUGAGAAAGUGCCUACACACUGGGGGGAAAAGGUCCAAGGAUAUCCAAGCCAGUGCGUUUGUACCUACGUCAUCAUCACCAGUCAUGAGUUGGCCUGUCACUUAAGUAAUUCCUCAGGAAGGAUACUCAGCAAAAGCUCAACUAUCAAGAUGACGGUGGCAGAGUGAGCUGACUCCCUGUCCAGCCUUGGGGAAAACAAAGACUGGAGGAGCCAUUUGGAGCAUCAUCCUCAAGUUCUGCCCUGUACUGAUGCCAGCAUUAGCCAGAAGGUGGGGACUUAAGUAUCAUACAGGAAAAAAAGUGGUAUGGUCAUGCAAGAGGUAGGGGGAUGAGGGGUAACCAAGCAGGCAUACAUUGUUUCAAAUAGAGAGAUUCAUCAGAAGUUGGAUCUCACCCCCUCUUUUUCUAUGAGACUCCUGCCUGCUGCCAAUAAUCAGAAAUCCCAGCAGUAUAUUCGAGAAAAUAACAGCACUCCAGUAGAUUGGAGUUUAAGAGUUUGCUCUUUCCCUGUAGUCUUUAAAGGACCUUGAAGCAGGCCACCAUGCUUGCAAAUUAGGUAUAAGCAGCUCUACCUCCUGGUGUAAAGAGUCCAAAUUACAUGAAGUAUACCGAUGAGGCUUUGAAAAAGCAGGGGCAGUCCCGAGUAGGAACAGAGGGAGCCUCACUUCAGAAGGAGAAGAGGAAACAGGAAAACGGAAAGAGAACAGAACACUCUACCCCUUCCUGAAACCCACACUCUUCCUGGCAUCCUGAUGCUGCUCUUUUUCUUGCCUGACUGACCCUCUCGGUUUACCCGGGAUGGUCCCAUUUUUAGUUCCUCACAUGCUGGGGGAGCCUGGCCCAAUGUGGUCACAAUGUGGUCACUUACUCUGGCCAUUCUCAUGAACCAAACCAACUGUGUGCCUGUCUAACAUGCCACCUCACUCAGAGGGAAGCUCUGGCGUUCCCUCUAUAAUGUAAUGGUAUUGAUUGUGUGUAGUAUAUAUUAUGUGUGUAUAAUCUUUUUAUUGAUUGACUGGAAACAUGUCAUCAUUUUUUAGAAAGAAAAAAAAUAAACUUGGUUUUUCCAUAGUUCCCUACCAA